GACAGUUGGGGAAUAAUAGAGGAAAUUAUGUCAUCAACUUCAAUAGAGGUCGAACCGAAAAACUUUUACCAAGAAAAAGCGGAGUGUAUGACAUACUUACGGAAAAUCAUCGUGGAAAAAAUAUUGGCGAAUGGAAAUGUUGACCUAGCUGAAAUGAAACGCUUACAUUCGUGCAGAGAUAUAUUCGAAGAGAGUGUAAUUUUGAGCUCGCUGGAUUUGCUAAAAGUUGACAAUAUGUUUUCGCUAAUUCCGAAACUAAUAAAGUCGAUGAUAUACUUCUUAGCUGAAUUGAAUGCAGAGUUGAAGAACUGGUCAGAACAUUCCUGUCUGUCUGGUGCGUACAGCAGUAUUCUGUCGAACGUACCUUUAUUUUAUGAAUACAAUAGCAUCAUAGCCAUCGUAUUGAACAUACUGCAGGGUAAUGAAGGGAUUGAGUCCUACAACGCUACAAUGAAGAAGGUGAUGCCAGAGAUUGAGACUGCAUUUACCGAUUUGCUCCAUUGUCCAACCAUCGCUCACUACAGGGUUUACUUCGGUUUGAAGGAAUUAUGCAAGUACACAUCACGUGAGCACACGGACUAUUUUAUUUUGAAAGAAACUCGCGCAAAUAUGAGAAAACACUCAUGUUUUGUACCCCCGGAUAUCCAUAGACUACAUCUUAUCAAGUCCGGUUAUGCAGUUCAAAUAGACAAAAACAAACGGAAGCUACGUUUCCUUUUUUUGUUUCCGAAAAACCUCAUCAUCACCAAACUCAAGAUAAAAUCCAACUGUGCAUUUUUUCAUACAAAAGGCAUCAUUCGAUUGGGCAAGCGGAUGGUAACUAUUGAAUCGAAGGAUGAGAUGACGACGCAUCAGUUCUAG
Octopus sinensis (East Asian common octopus) is the source of this 861-nucleotide messenger RNA. RefSeq lists its product as uncharacterized. The coding region runs from base 28 to 861 and encodes 277 amino acids. The transcript has 9 exons. The record is from RefSeq and is a predicted model, not a curated record. Lineage: Eukaryota; Metazoa; Mollusca; Cephalopoda; Octopoda; Octopodidae.